This is a messenger RNA of Echinostoma caproni, 135 nucleotides long. The record is from the annotation of a GenBank genome assembly. Lineage: Eukaryota; Metazoa; Platyhelminthes; Trematoda; Plagiorchiida; Echinostomatidae.
GACACCAUCGAAUUCGAUUUGGAUAUUCACGACAGUGAUGCAGACAGUGAUCAACCGAUUGCACGAUUCAACCGAAAGAUUGCCAUCACUAAAAUUGGUGAUAUCGAACUUCGACUCGGAGUAGAUGUCCGGUAA